AUGAAAGUUGCAGCACAAGCAGCAGCUAAAAAAGAUGAAAAGAAAGAAGAAGAGUCCAAGGGAAAAAAACAGGAAAAGAAAGAAAAAUAUGUAGAACCAGCAAAGUCACCAAAGAAGGAAACUUCAGCUGCAGCUGAAAAACAAGUAAAAGCAAAAACUGAACGAGGCAAAGAAGAGGUUGGUGCUGCUUCGACUAAAAAAGCUGUACCUGGAAAGAAGGAAGAAAAAACAACCAAGACAGUGGAGCAAGAAAUUAGAAAAGAAAAAUCUGGGAAGACUUCAUCAGUUCUGAAGGAUAAAGAGAUUAUUACAGGGAAAGGAGUGAAGGUCCAAGCUACCCUAAAGGAAAAAGGACCUGAAAUUAAAACAGAUGAAAAGAUCUCAAAAUCAGGCAAAGAUGUCAAGCCUAAACCUCCACAGUCACAAGAAAAGAAAGAAGAAAAAACAGCUUCAUCUGAAAAGGCACAAAUUCACAAACAAGACACAGUGAAACCACAAAAGACUAUUUCUCAUGACAAACCAGAAGAAAAAGUUCUCAAGCAGGUAAAAGCUGUCACUGUAGAAAAAACAGCCACACCCAAACCAGCAAAAAAAGCUGAAGAUCAGGAAAAAGAACCUCCAUCUACAAAAGCAGAGAAACCGAAACCAACUCCAAAGGGAAUAUCGGAAGUCACAGAAUCAGGGAAGAAGAAAAUUGAAAAAUCUGAAAAGGAAAGUAAAGGAGAAGAUUUUGAAGGAGUACCAGCUCCAAAGAAAGCUAAAGAAACUGAAGACAUGUCUUCUCCAAAGAAGCAAAAAAGUCCCAUCAGUUUCUUCCAGUGUGUUUACUUGGAUGGGUACAAUGGCUAUGGAUUUCAGUUUCCUGUCACUCCUGCACAAUACCCUGGAGAGAACUCCGGCAAAUCAAAUUCUCCAGGACAGAAGUAACAGGGACAGUAGACACACAUGCUUGACCCUUACAAGUGUUUUAAGAUGAUGAAAAUGAGGUCUUCUUUAUUCACAGUGGUGCAGGCAGUAGAAAUCAUGCAAUUCAGAUAAUUUUUUGUAUAACAUCUUAUACUUCUGCCUGAUGUGGAAAGAAGGUGGUGAAAGGGGUUGAAUAAUAAACAAACAUGUUGAAGGGUCUGAUGAUCAAGAAUAUAAUAUUAGUGUGUUUGUUGCUUUGGAGUAGGAGAUGCUUGUAUUUUUCUAUUUCUACUCAUGGGAAGGUUGCACACAAAUUAGUUUAAAGUUUACUUAAUAUUGGUCUUUUAAAUGUGAUUUAUGCAAUUACAAAAUGAAUUUCCUGACAUCAGUUUGAUAUUCAUUUUUAAAUGGUAAUAUAGACUGCAUUCUAAGUUUAAAGGUACAAAAGCUUAUCUAAAAGUGACUUCUGUGUCAUGUGGGUAUCUAAGUUCAAUUUACCCAAUAAGUUGAUGCUGAAUAGUUUCAUUCUGUUCAUGUCUGUUUCUAUUUUAGUUGUGUCAAUACUCUAGAAUGGAUAACAGUUGCACCAGAACGCAACAAGUUCCUUGUGAUAUUCUUAGAGCUCAGAAUGUCUCUGAACUUUAGACAUGAAAAGAUGGAAAAUAAAUGCUUGAUGAAUCUUAUCUCUAAGAUUAAUCAUGAACUACAAUUAAGACAUUCACUCUAGUAGAUAUACACCUCCAAUUAGGCAGGUCUGCUGAGUUAUUUGCUUGAAAUAUAAACAAAUGUGAUGUGGAAUUUUCAGAUUUCUCCACACUGUGUCUUAAUGAAAAUGUCACCUGGAUGGAAGUUUAGAUCAAUGACUAAACCUGGGUGAGAGAUGCAAAUAUAUUUUCAUUUCACUUAAAUACAUUUUCUUGGUGAAAUUAAAUGUUUUCUUUUUCCAAAAUGGAAAAAUAUGAAUGCCAUCAAAUUUUAAGGAGCACAAUUUAACUAUAGAUGUCUUCAUGAGAUAUCUUACUUGCUUUCAAGUUGAUGGGUGAUCAUCACCCAUGACAUGUAUGACGAUUUUUACUUGCUUGACAAUAUAUCACUGGAAAUGACUGCUAUGACUUUGUCAUCUUCCUAAUGAUACACACACUCAUGUUCUUACAACAUUUUUCUAUCAACUCUGAAAGUCACGUAUCUGCAAUCUUGUUAUACUUCCAGUUGCAAAUGAACUUAUGACAAAGUAACUCAAAUAAUUUGAGUUAUUCUUUCUGGUGUUUUAAUGAUCUUAGCAAGGUCUAAGCUAACCAGAACCUAUAGUAACCAAGUGAUUUAUUUUUAAGGACUACAACCAACUAAGGUUGUUAAGACUCAGUAUAUGAUCAGUUUUACAAAACUGCUUAGGUUAGGUCAUCAGUAAUACAUUCACUAUUACUAAUGGAUUUUCACUGACUUUUGUGAAAGAAUUUGGUCUUGGACAGAUAAUGGGAGAUCCAGUUCAUGCCACAAAAGUCAACAUUACAAUAAACAUGAUUAAUAGCACACUUUGUUGGGGGUGCGUGGAGAGUGACCUAGAAGUGUAUAAUUUCAGGUCUGACCUGAUAGUACCAUCUUCCAAAACCCUUCAUGUAUUGAUAUUAACUUAUGAGUAGGAUAGUAGAUAAUGUUUAUUGCUCAACCAUUCCUCUAUCUGUUCAAAUUACUAGGAAAAGGAAUGAGAGAAAAUAUGAUAGCCAUCUUAGGUCUCAUAGCACAGAAUGAUUUAUUCAUUGAACGGCUAUCUUUCAAUGACUAUAUAUUGAGCAGUUACUCUUUCUAUGAUGUGUUGGGCACUAAACUGCAUAAGAAAAAUACAGUGUUAAAUUCUAUUCCUACUGCUAUCCUGACAUAGUAUGUGACCUUGAGUAAACCACCAAAUGGACUUUAUUUUUCCUCUGUGGGUAAAAUUGGGAUAUCAAGACACAAAGCCUCAUAUCUCACAGAGGUAUUAUGGAGACUGAUAAAAUAUAUUGAUAUGGAUAUAACAUUUAAAUAACUUUGCAAAAUAGUACUUCUGGAUAUGGAACUGAUUUUCUCUCUGAGAGCUUUUCUAUAUUACAUUGUCAUUUCUUUCACUCUCAUUGUGAAAACUGAUUAAAAUUAAAACAUAGUGUACUUUAUUGAAAUUAGAAUUAAAAUAAACAAUUUUAAUGUAAACAGCACUAAUAAUAAUUAUAAAGUUUUAUCUGAUUCAAGUCAUAAUAGCACUUUAGAUAUAUUAUCUAAACUUGUCAUCUGUAUGUUUUCAUCAAAUAAAAUCCUUUUGAUC
Molecule: messenger RNA, 3202 nt
Organism: Sciurus carolinensis (gray squirrel)
Lineage: Eukaryota; Metazoa; Chordata; Mammalia; Rodentia; Sciuridae
Product: triadin-like
Exons: 24
Coding region: 1-927 (308 amino acids)
Cellular component (GO): membrane; sarcoplasmic reticulum
Molecular function (GO): signaling receptor binding
Source: RefSeq, a predicted model, not a curated record